Biomphalaria glabrata is the source of this 5199-nucleotide messenger RNA. Its product is annotated as zinc finger matrin-type protein 5-like. Lineage: Eukaryota; Metazoa; Mollusca; Gastropoda; Planorbidae. The record is from RefSeq and is a predicted model, not a curated record. The coding region runs from base 360 to 902 and encodes 180 amino acids. Gene Ontology annotation, cellular component: U12-type spliceosomal complex. Gene Ontology annotation, molecular function: zinc ion binding. The transcript has 3 exons.
AUUUGGUGAAAUGGAUUAGAAUAUAGACAUCAUUAGAUUAAGAAUCUAAUCAAGUCUAGAUCUAGAUCUUAUUUUUUUGGUUGUACUUACUAAAACUUUGACUUUGUAAAAACAAAUAUUAGUUAUAAUUUAGAUCUAUUUUUAGACCAUUAGUUUAUGUAACUAUCAUAGAUACUAGAUCUAUAUAUAUAGAUCUAGAUCUACUCACUUGUAUUUCAAUUUGUAACUCAGUCUACUGACAUACUGACAACUCAAAGACUCAGACUCAGUCAACUGAACUGAUCUAGAUCUAGAAUCUACUAUCUAGAUCUAAAUCUAGAUCUAUCUAGAAUAACACAUAUAGACCUUCAGAAGAUUAGAUGGGUAAGCGAUACUAUUGUGAUUAUUGUGACAAGUCCUUUGCCGAUAAUCCAACAAGUAGAAAAGUACAUCUGACUGGAAAUGCUCAUUUGUCAACUCGAAAGGCUCAUUACGAUGCAUUCAGAGAUGAGAAAGAGAUUUUAGAGGACGACAGAAAGAAAAAACCAUGCCGGGCUUUUUUAUCAACUGGAAAUUGUAAAUUUGGCGAUAGGUGCCAGUUUUCUCAUCUCACUAACGAAGACAGGUUCCAUUUGUCUGAGGUCAUCAGACAGAAAGAAGAGGCAGCUAAAGUUAGGCUAACCCAGUCUGAUAGCUAUGGAGAAAAUGUUCAAGAUAAGCUGAAGGACUGGCUGGAUCAACGUAACAAAAAGGUGAAGCUGGAGUUCCCAGACGGUACUAGCUCACCAGAUACUGUGCAUGCUAUCAAAGUACCAGAAUACAAACUGGCAGAAUGUCUGACAGUUUUUACAAACUUGCCACCAUCUUUACUUCCUCCAACCAAGUCAGCCAUUUUGAACAGUGAAUAUGUAACUUGGGGAUAGUCAUGGUAUUAUUGUUGUAAAUAGUUAUUAUUAUUAUAGCUUUUAUAUAGUGCUACUUUCAUGCUUAUAGCAUGUUCCGAGCACUUUAGUCCAAUCUCACUUGUGGACCAGUGGGGGGGGGGGGGGUAUCUAGGAGUUGGUUUUCCGUGCUGCCUUAAGGCGCUCAGUAAACACAACUCUGCCCGAGUCAGGUGUCGAACCUCAAGCCCCCUUCUAGGUAGCCAAGACAAGCCAAGUUCAAGCGUACUUAGCCCCUCGACCACGCUUGCCCUGGAUGUGGGUAAAUAUGUAGGUUACAGCUGGGGCUAUGUAGCCAUGGGAAAUACUGCAUUCCUCAUUAAUCUUUGGACUUGAAGACAAGCCUUACUAGUUGCUACAUAUUUUGUGAGGCUUUAAAGAAGUUUAGUAAGAAUUCAUGUUGACCCUCAAUAAGCAUUGUCACAAGAACAAGGAUAAGAAGAUAAGAUAAUCUUUUCAAUACAAAAUUGUGUAUAUUAAUUAAUGUUUUUUUUAACUUUUAUAUAGCAUGCUCAAAAUGCUAUGGUCCAAUCUCAUUUAUGGACCAGUAGAGGAAGGGGUAUCUGGGAGAAGGUUUUAGGUUCUCAGUAGACACAACUCAGCCAAAAAAUACGAGCCCAAACAAGGUCUAGCUUACGUAGCCUCUUGGUCACACAUCUUGAAAGGGUGCGUCAUGCAAAGGAUUUCGAAUACUCAACAUUUCUAUUGUGUUUCACUUCCUGUUAUGUUGUUCUGACAUUUUGAAAUUAUACCAAGGCUUAAAAAACCCUAAAAUGAAUAAUUCUUCUUAAAGUUUGUAGAAUUGGGCAUUAUAUAUAUACUAUAGAUAAUUCCAUUUAAAACUUUUGAGAAAUCUAUGAUUAAAUCAGAACCUCUUUUUUUUUUUUAAAUGAAAUGUUUAGUUACUUCAUGUUUGUGUCAGGUAUUGGAUAUUGUGAUUAUGAGAGUGAAGUCUGGGCAGGUCAUGUGACCGCUUUGUAACAAAUAAUAAUAAUCUAUCUUUAUUAUCAUUGAGGAAAUUUUUUGUUUUACUGUUGUGCAAACGUUGUGAUUCACGUACCUUGGCAGCAUCAUAACAAAUGAUGGAGAUGCUUACCAUGAUGUGGCAUGUCGAAUAGGAAAGGCAGGGAGCAUUUUCCAAGGGCUGCAGCCUGUUUGGACUGGGCAGGCCGUUGGACUCGAGACGAAGAUGCACCUUCUCAACACAAUCGUCAUUCCAACUGCUACAUAUGCAUGUGAGACGUGGAAGUCAUCUGUCAAAAUUGAGAGAAGACUAAAUGUGGCUCAACAGAGAUGGCUGAGACGGAUUUUGGGAGUCAGUUACACAGACCGGAUCUCAAACAGGGAAAUCCUAUGCCGAACUGGGAGUCGAACACUUAGUGAGGUUGUGACUGAGCGUCGCAUGAGGUUUGCGGGACAUGUUCUACGUCAGGAUGAAUUGCGCACACCAGGAGUUGCGGUGGCCUGGGGGCCAGGGCGGGGAAAGCGCAAACAGGGACGUCCUCGUAUUGCCUGGCGGCGCGCCUUCAUGGAGGACCUCGGGGCAGUGGACACCGGAUGGGAGGAGGCUCCAGACGUUGCCAGUGACGGAUCGUUGUGGAGACAGCUUGCCGCCCAAUGCGCCGAACGGCGCGGGAGGACCUAAGUCUAAGUCUAAGUCUAAGUUGUGCAAACAAUAUAAUGAUCACAAACAAAAUGUACAUUUAUAGCUCAGUUUUAUUUAAACAUUAAUGUUUACAUCAGAAAGUUGUAUUGUAUUAAAAGAUUUGAUUACCUAGGGAACAAUAGAGUUCUUAUGUCAGUUUAUUGCUUCUACACUAUGAUGAUAAAACGUGACUUAAGGGACUAAUUUAAAUCUCACAAGCAGAAAUUUUUUUUUUGGUUGGGGACUCUUGAUGGUUAUUAUCAUGAAGUGUAUACACAUUUGGUCCUGUAUGGCUGCUAUUCAAAGUUAUCGAGCCAGAGGUGCAUGAUUCACUCCCUGGUUAGGACUUUCCACUUAUUUAAUUCACCCUUUACUCUCUUAAUAAAAAAUUAUUCUGUCAUUAUUUAUAUUAGGUGACAUUCAUGCAUCAGUUAUUAGUCACACAAGAAGUUGCAAAGGGAGAAGACGUGAAAUGCCACAGAAUUAGUUCUUAUAGCUAGUAACAUAUAAUUAUUAAAUUUAACUGAAUCUUAUUUAUUCUCACACUCUUAAGACUUUCACUUGUGUUUUGGAAUGAUGUGUAGAACAAGUUUUUAAGUAGCAUGUCUGAAGCCCUUUUUUAUACUUAUUGUUUAGCAUUGUGUGCAAAUAUCCCAUACUUUUCCCAGUUUUUCUUUGAUUGUAAUUUUUUUUUAUUAUGAUUCAUUUCAAUAAGAAGAGAAUUUUUGUUGUUAUUUUUUCCUAAAAAAAUGCCUUUAUAGAAAGAAGAAAACAAUUUAUAAAUGUUCAGUUCAUUGAAGCAUUUUUCUUCUUCAAUAUUUCAUUAGCAAAGUCUUGGAUGAUUUUGAUCUUAUACUGUUUGAAAUAUAUAUGUUAGGGCUAAUUGAGCUAAAGUGACCAAAAUAAUAUUCUAUUUCAUGUAUAAGUUAUUAGCAAAUAAAUUGAAUAAUGAGAUUAUUAUUGUAACCAAUUUAUUUUCAAUAUCUUUGCUUCUUGUUCCUCCUUUUUAAAUAAUAAAAAUAUUAUUUAUGAUGCUGACCACUGGUCAUCACAGGAAAGAAGAAAAAGAUUUUGAAGAAAAAUAGUUUCAUCUCUGAAUCUAAUUUUUGUCACCAUACUUUAUUUGCUUUCUGGUUGCUGUAAAAGUUUUUAUUUUUUACAUUUUUAAACAGAAAAAAUAAAUCUAUUUUUCUAGAAUGUUUUCAUGUCCAAGUCUCAUAGCCAAAGAUACACCGUUAUGUUAGAAAUGUUUCUUUUUCAUUUCUAUUUUGGUUUAAAUAAUAUUCUGAGAUGCAUAACUAAAUGGAAUGGAAUGAAAACAUGCUUACAGCACACUUAACAAAUAAGCCUAAAGCUUUGCUCAAUGGAUAAAGAGUUUUAAUCAAUCCUAGACAUUGUGUCAUACAAUGUGGACAAAAGAAAAGAGAACAACAUCAGAUUGUGGGUAGUGUGCCAGUCAAGUAACAAGAUUGUACAACUUUUCAGACAUAACAGGAAAUGUACACAAUAGUAACAUCAAUAUGCAGUUUAUUUAAACGAUCAUAAUUUGUCAAAUAAUCAUACUUCUAAAAUUGUAUUCUUCCCCCCUUUUUUUUUUGUUAUUGACAAAUGGUAACUUUUGUGUUAAUAUGUGUAUAUUGCUUCAUUGUUUGUUGACCAUUAAAUAGCUAUGGAUGUCUGCCACGUCAUGUGCUUAAGAUUCUCAUCACAAUGACCCUGAGUUGAAACACUGCAUGAUGUGCACGGUUCACAAUCUGGUUAGGACUUUCCACAGAUUGAAUUCAGCCUUUACUCUGUAAGUCUAAACAGGUUCAAGGCUAGGAUGUUGUGUUCUUCAUUUAUUGUUGAAACUUGUGAAACUUAACAAGUCAACUGUUAGGUCUGUUUGGCAAAUGCUUGAUAAUGAUAGUAAAUGACCAUCUAAACUGAGUUUAUUUUCCCCACUUCUAAAAUUGUAAGAACAGGGUUUAGCAUUAUACUCAUAAUUCACAAAAAAAGUGCUAUAACAAUUUGUAGUUCUUAUACAUGAAGAGAUAAAUAACCUUAUUCAACUUGUUUUUUGUUGAGAUGUUUGACACAUAGACCUUUUGUGUUCAUGUAUGUCUAGAUUUUUUUUUUUCAAAAUGAUGAGCUCAUUGAAUUAAACAAACUAUUCACAUUUCCAAAUCUCUGUGUUUUUCUUUUUUUUUUUUUUUUUAUUUAUUUCAUUGAGCUGAAGACUAAAAUGCAUUCAUUUAGGCCUUAUUAUUAUUAUUUUUUUUUUUCAUUUUAAUAGACAUUUAUUUAUUUCUGAGUUUUGUUGUUACAGCAAGUAAGACUAUUUGCCACUCCAGGACAGAUGAUCUAGUUCCAUUGUUCGACAUUUUUCUAAAAAGAAAUCAGUAUCAUAAUAUUAUUUGAUAUAUUGUGUAAUUUCAUUUAUGUCUAUGUACAUUUAUCACUUGCACUCAAAUUUCAAAGUUUUCCAAAAUAUAAACAACUCAGAUUGUGCUAAUCGCCACUUACAAACAGAUCCAAUACUUCCAUGCCUGUGACUUGAAACAUUGUAAAAUGAAAUUCAUUACCUUAGACAACAUAAACAAUAUUAUCAAAUCAGAUGGAACAAAAUUUAAAUGGAAAGUCAACCAAAAAAUG